AUGGAUGGCGGUGCUGACAUUGACGUUGACGAAGACGACUUUCUGGUGCUUGACGAGGAUGACGAGCUCCGCGCGCAGCGAAUCAGCGCGGCGGGAGAGGGCACCUCAGAGGAGGGUCACGCCCUGCGUGAUUUCUCCAAGAUGCAGCUGAAGGAGGACCACUCGCAGCGACCCAUGUGGGUGUGCCCUGAUGGCCGCAUCAUUCUGGAGACCUACUCGCCCCUCUACAAGCACGCCUACGACUUUCUGAUUGCCAUUGCUGAGCCUGUGUGCCGCCCAGAGAACGUGCACGAAUACAACCUCACGCCCCACUCCCUCUACGCAGCAGUGUCAGUGGGACUAGACACCAACACAAUCAUAUCAGUGCUCGACCGCCUCUCCAAGACGAGGCUCUCAGCGGACAUCAUCACCUUCAUCCGCGAGUCAACACAGAACUACGGCAAAGUGAAGCUGGUGCUGCAGCGCAACAAGUACUUUGUUGAGUCCCCUUACCCCAAUGUCCUGCGGGAGCUGCUGAGGGAUGACGUGGUUCGUCGAGCCAGAAUCCUGCCAGCUGUCAAUGCUCAGGCAUUGAUGUGUGCUGCUGCUUGCCACGCCACGUGUGCUUGCCACGUGUGCUGCUUGCCACGUGUGCUGCUUGCCACAUGUGCUGCUUGCCACGUGUGCUGCUUGCCACGUGUGCUGCUUGCCACGUGUGAUGCUUGCCACGUGUGCUGCUUGCCACGUGUGCUGCUUGCCACAUGUGCUGCUUGCCACGUGUGCUGCUUGCCACGUGUGAUGCUUGCCACGUGUGCUGCUUGCCACCAGGGGCCAGCAGGAGACGCGUUUGCAGUGCAGCAGGGGGGAGCAGCGGACGGGUCAGCAGCAGCGCUCACCCAUGCGCUCAUGGGGGCGGGGGAGGGCGAGGGGGGCGACGUGGGUGUGUUGGGCCAGGUGUGUUGGGCCAGGUGUUGGCUUAGGAGUGUUGGGAUGUGUGUUGCCUACGAGGUGUGUCGGGUCGGGCCAGGUGUGUUGGGCCCGGUGUCUGCCCUCACUGGUGGAGUGUGUGAAGCAGCGGUGUCUACCCAACGCCCUCAACUACCCCAUGCUGGAGGAAUACGACUUCAGAAAUGA
Messenger RNA from Closterium sp. Naga37s-1, 1113 nucleotides. Lineage: Eukaryota; Viridiplantae; Streptophyta; Zygnematophyceae; Desmidiales; Closteriaceae. The record is from the annotation of a GenBank genome assembly.